Molecule: messenger RNA, 3138 nt
Organism: Alligator sinensis (Chinese alligator)
Lineage: Eukaryota; Metazoa; Chordata; Crocodylia; Alligatoridae
Gene: IGF2BP2
Product: insulin like growth factor 2 mRNA binding protein 2
Exons: 15
Coding region: 20-1618 (532 amino acids)
Biological process (GO): nervous system development; regulation of gene expression
Cellular component (GO): cytoplasm; cytosol; nucleus
Molecular function (GO): mRNA 3'-UTR binding
Source: RefSeq, a predicted model, not a curated record
GGAGCUGCAUGGCAAAGUCAUGGAGGUGGACUACUCCGUCCCCAAGAAGCUGAGGAGCAGGAAAAUUCAGAUCCGGAACAUCCCCCCUCACUUACAGUGGGAGGUGCUGGAUGGCCUUUUAGCUCAGUAUGGGACUGUAGAGAAUGUGGAACAAGUCAACACAGACACAGAAACGGCAGUUGUCAACGUAACAUAUGCAACAAAAGAAGAAGCAAAAGUAGCAAUUGAGAAGCUCAGUGGCCACCAGUUUGAGAACUAUUCCUUCAAGAUUUCCUACAUCCCGGAUGAAGAGGUGAGCUCCCCUCAGCCCCUUCAACGAUCCCGCCGUGGGGGACACUCUUCCAGGGAGCAGGGCCCCUCCCCGGGGGGCUCCUCACAGCCCAAACAGCUCGAUUUCCCACUGCGGAUGCUGGUCCCCACGCAGUUUGUUGGUGCGAUCAUAGGAAAGGAGGGCUUGACCAUAAAGAAUCUUACUAAGCAAACCCAGUCCAAGGUAGACAUCCAUCGUAAGGAGAAUGCUGGUGCUGCAGAGAAGCCAAUCACCAUCCAUGCCACCCCAGAAGGGUGCUCGGAGGCAUGCCGCAUGAUCCUUGAUAUCAUGCAGAAAGAAGCCGAUGAGACUAAAUCAGCUGAAGAGAUUCCCUUGAAAAUCUUAGCCCACAACAGCUUGGUUGGGAGACUGAUUGGCAAAGAAGGACGAAACCUAAAGAAAAUUGAGCAAGACACGGGGACCAAGAUCACCAUCUCUCCUUUACAGGAUUUAACCAUUUAUAACCCUGAACGGACCAUCACAGUGAAGGGCAACAUUGACGCCUGCUCCAAUGCUGAAGUGGAAAUCAUGAAGAAGUUGCGAGAAGCCUAUGAGAAUGACAUUGUGGCCGUCAGCCAACAAGCCAACCUGAUCCCAGGGCUCAACCUUAGCGCUCUUGGGAUCUUCUCAACGGGAUUGUCCAUGCUUCCCUCUGCAGCUGGGGCCCAUGGAGCUGCUGCCACUGCCCCCUACCAUACCUUUGCGAGCCCCCCGGCAUACCUCUCGGGUCUGUACGGAGCCUCUCCGGCUGGCGCGUUCCCACACCAGCACUCCCUACCGGAACAGGAGAUUGUGAAUUUAUUCAUCCCGACACAGGCCGUGGGUGCCAUUAUUGGGAAGAAGGGCCAACACAUUAAACAGCUGGCAAGAUUUGCUGGAGCCUCUAUUAAGAUCGCCCCAGCAGAAGGGCCAGAUGCCAGUGAGAGGAUGGUCAUCAUCACUGGGCCACCGGAAGCCCAGUUCAAGGCCCAGGGCCGAAUAUUUGGAAAACUGAAAGAAGAAAACUUCUUUAACCCGAAAGAAGAGGUGAAGCUUGAAGCCCACAUCAAGGUGCCUUCCUCUGCAGCCGGCCGCGUGAUAGGCAAAGGUGGCAAAACGGUGAAUGAACUGCAGAACUUAACAAGUGCGGAAGUUAUUGUCCCACGUGACCAAACUCCUGAUGAGAAUGAGGAAGUCAUUGUUAAAAUCAUCGGGCAUUUUUUUGCCAGUCAGACUGCACAGCGCAAGAUCAGGGAAAUCGUACAGCACGUGAAACAGCAGGAGCAGAAACACGCUCAGGGGGCCCCUUCCUCACACCGUAGCAAGUGAGGCUCCCACAGUGCCAGCCAGCAACAACUGAUGAAUGUAGCCCUUCCAACACCUGACGGAACGACAGAUUGGGGAGCAAACCAAAGACCAUCCUGAGGCAUGACAGUCUGCCCAAGGCUGGGCUCUGCAGAGGACUCAGUGCGUGGGGAGGGGAGGGGUUCAGAUCCAUUCACAAUGAAGAAGCCGCACAGUGGGGCAGGGCAGCCUGCCCCAUCCCAGGCUCUGCAGACUCUUCCAAUCCACAGCCUCCAUGUUACUCUAUUUACUACCGACGCUAUCCCUUUAGUUGGACUAACAUAGGCAGAGAUUUUUGAAACCAACCUCUUGACAACUCUUGUAGGAACCCUUCUCUGUACAUGAAUGUACAUACUACAUGAGAAGAUUUUACGUUGCGGGGUCCGCAGUGCACACAGCAGCAUUCGCAGUAUUAAUAUAUUUUAGAAUUAAUAUAUCAAUAACUAAACUAACUCCGAUUUUAAAAUUUUUUUUAAAGGAAAAGGUUAAUUUUUUUAUUUUUAAUUUUGUAUUUGUUUUCUUUGGGAGGGGUGUUUUCAUUUUUGGGGUUUUUUUUUUUAUUUUUUAGAAGAAGCAGACUUUUCUAGACAUCUGAGGAAAGAACCUAGUAUAUUUGGAUCUCUAACCUACAGUAGACUGGAGCUUUAGGAUUGCCAGCAGCAAAAUUCAAGGUGGGUAAGCAGUGGCGAUUUCUCAAAGGGCGUUAGGAAGAGCAGCACAAGCCAUGUGCCGUUUGGAGUGCCUGUCUGUGCCAACAGAAGGGAUACCGUCUCUUAAAAGAGGAAUCUCUCUCUCUCUCUCUCUCUCUUUUCCCUCUGUCUCUCUCUCUCCAGCUCACUCACUCUUUUCUUGUUGCUUCACGGAUACUGAACUGGUUUUGCAUCCUGUCCUUUUCCCUCUCUCCUGCUCUCUCUUUUGCUCUCUCUCAAUUCCGCUAUCAUCAAACCAGUGCUCUAAGCAACACACCGCAGAAAACAGAAACACCCAGCCACAACUUCCACUUUGGUUAUCAACAGCCCACGUCACCAUGGUACCUGUUCUAGCAUUUUGGAAAAAACCCCCAACCAAACCCAACACACACACACACACACACACACACACACACACACGAAACCGCAAUAUCCCCCGCCCCACCUGAGACUAGCCAAGUUUAGUCUUCAUCCUUCCCACGAGGACACUGCCACCGGGAUCAGGGAAAGUUGUGUCUUUCUCUUCUCUAUUUUUUUUGUUAACCGGCGGAUGGGAGGCAAGGGGAAUUAAAACAGUCAUUGACAAGAGGUUGUUGGCCCAGGGCCUGAAAAUUGCAAAUUUUGUUAAAAGAAGAAAAACACACAUGCAGACACACACACAUGAAAAGAAAAAAGAAAAAAAAAACUACCUCAGGUGUUUUUGUACCUCAGCACCUUGCUCUUGUGUUUCCCUUUUAGAGAUUUUGUAUGCCUUGUAAAACUGAUAGUUGGAGCAUUUUUUUAUUUUUUUAAUAAAAACAAGUUGGAAAAAAAAAA